GGUGGGAACAGGGAUCUGGACAGGGACUAUAAGAAGAGGGGCUGUCAUUGGGCUCACCACCACACCUUGGCUCAUCCUAGCUCUCUCGUUGAUCACCGACCGAGGUUGCCAACCGAAAACCUUCAAAAUGUCCAAGUCCAAGACUCAGAUGCAAGUCCUGGCUGAUCAGCUGAUCGACGUCUUCCACAAGUAUGCUGGGCAAUCUGACACCCUCGACAAGCAGGAGUUCAAGAAGAUGAUCCUCGAGCAGUUUCCCGACUGCGUUGAGUGUCCACGUAAGAAACAAGCGAAGGAGCAACUCUUUAAUGAGCUGGACACAAACAAGGACAACGUAGUGAAUUUUGAGGAAUGGACCCGCCUGGUUGGAAGAUUCCUCCAUUGCUCCCAUGAAAAGUUCCACCAACAACAUGGCGGACAGCAGCAGCAGCAGCAGCAGCCACAACAACAGUGAGAAGGAAACCCAGCAAAUCCUUCGGGAGAUGGUGCUCAGGGGCAUGUGGGGUGACAACCUUCUUGACACCCACCCCCUCCUUCCUAUAUUCUCUAGCUAGGAAUGGAAACUUUUGACAAUAAAAUAAGAAAUAAAUAUUUCACUUCGAAAUCC
Messenger RNA from Podarcis muralis (Common wall lizard), 604 nucleotides. Its product is annotated as protein S100-A12-like. Gene Ontology annotation, molecular function: calcium-dependent protein binding; transition metal ion binding; calcium ion binding. Gene Ontology annotation, biological process: endothelial cell migration. The record is from RefSeq and is a predicted model, not a curated record. Gene Ontology annotation, cellular component: cytoplasm; extracellular exosome. NCBI's taxonomy places the organism in Eukaryota, Metazoa, Chordata, Lepidosauria, Squamata, Lacertidae.